This is a messenger RNA of Cryptomeria japonica (Japanese cedar), 606 nucleotides long. RefSeq lists its product as uncharacterized. Lineage: Eukaryota; Viridiplantae; Streptophyta; Pinopsida; Cupressales; Cupressaceae. The coding region runs from base 1 to 606 and encodes 201 amino acids. The transcript has 2 exons. The record is from RefSeq and is a predicted model, not a curated record.
AUGGAAAAUGAAACAAUUUUGAAGAAAUUACUGGGUUUGAUUCCUAAUGAGGAAGAGCAACCAGAGAAGUUUGAGACAGAAGAUAUUCUGGACAAUGUUGAUAUCAAUGAUUUUACACCUGAUGGGAUUGUUAUGGGAGACCAACUGGUAGAUGAUCAAUCGGUCAAUACACAGACAAAUAUAGCUGUCAUUACUGAUGAUGACACCAGUACUAAUGAUGCUAAUGCAACUGAUAAUGUAAAUGUGCAAGUUGAUGAUGUGCAAAUUUCUAAACAACAACAGGGACAAGAAGAGAAGAAAGAUGGAGAAAACAAGAUCUCUGAAGAGCUACCAGUACAUACACACAUUGUUCUGCCACCGAUUGCCACUACAAUGCAAUCUAGAGAAAAGAAGAAGAGAAUGAAGGAACAACAGAAAGAAGCUAAGACAAUCAAACAUACAGUUGAAAUUUUGUCAAGUUUAUUAUCGGAGAUUGAUAUAGACAAUUUUGCUACACCGAUCGAUAAGCUAGGUCAAUUGGUUAAUGAUGUUGGUGAACAGAUGAAAGCAUCUGAGGAUGCGACAUAUGUUUGUGUAGAAAAGGAGUAUAAGAAGAAAACGACAUAG